AUGCUGCAACAUGGACAUCUUUUCAAUCAGUUCGUCUCUUUGCUUAGCUAUUGUGUAGUCAGAGUAAAGCUGAUUCACAACCAGAGACCUGAUAUUCGUGCUCCGGUAUUGGAAGUGAGUCUUAAGAACGACUCUUUUCUCACCCCGGGCUAUCUGUUUGUGGCACCAUAUGAAACCGAGCGGCCAGGACCAUAUAUCUAUGACACUGAUGGUGAUCUGGUAUGGAGCGGAGCCGAUGGGUCAAUGACCGAACUUUUUCAUGACCUGCAGGUGUGCCCCUACGAGGGAUCUGAUCAUCUGUGCUACUUCCAAGGAAAUCAAAUAGAGGGCUACGCUAGGGGUCGUAACAUCAUCUUGAAUCCAGAUUAUGGACAAGCAGCGACUGUACAAAGUGGGAAUGGUUUGACGCUGAGCGACAUGCAUGAGUUGAACAUUAUUGAUGAGACCUCCGUCCUCAUCCCCAUCUACCAGCCGCGCCUCUACAAUCUAGAGGCGUUCGGUGUACCAGCAGGCAAUGGCUGGGUCAUGGAUGGCGUGUUUCAAGAGAUCAAUAUCACAUCAGGAGAAGUACUCUUCGAAUGGAGGUCUCUUGAUCACGUUAGCAUCUCUGAAACGUACACUCCCAUCCGACUCAACUCAGUCGUGGGUGAUGGUCUGAGCAAUGCGACGGCUUGGGACUACUUUCACAUCAAUUCCGUGGAUAAGAACAACGAUGGUGACUAUCUGGUAUCUGCUCGACAUACCAGCUGCAUUUACAAGAUAUCUGGCCAGGAUGGAUCCAUCCUGUGGCGACUGGGCGGCACAAAUAGUUCAAUACAAAUGCAGGACUAUAAUUUCUCCUCUCAACAUGAUGCGCGCUUCCUGCAGGAGAACGAUACCGUCACUGUCAUCUCACUCUUUGAUAAUGGGAGCAAUGGAUAUAGAAACACGUCAUCAACGUCCUCGGGCAUUAUAGUGUCAAUUGACAAUGCAGCAAAUACCUCAAGCCUAAUGAAGAGAUACGAGGCCCCCGAUGGUGGACUCCUAUCGACAAGCCAGGGAAACCUCCAAACACUGCCGAAUCAACACGUUUUGGUCGGAUGGGGGAGCCAUCCUUCAAUAUCUGAGCAUACCGACGAUGGAACCCCCGUGUUCUUUGCAACAAUAAAUGAUCCUAAGGCGAUGAACUACCGUGCUUUCAAAUUUAAUUGGACCGGAGAGCCAAGUGACGAUCCUGCCCUUCGUAGCUAUGCGACUGCCCCAGGCUCUGCGACUACGUUCUGGGUCAGUUGGAAUGGUGCUACCGAAGUUGACCAUUGGAACUUCUACGGCACGACUUCGGCGUCUGAUGAGUUUACCCUGGUAGCCAAGGCAGACAGGCAGGGCUUUCAAACCACCUAUACUAGUUCCACCUACUACUCCCGGGCAUAUGCAGAAGCGGCCUCGAGCGACGGCUCAAGCCUAGGGAACUCGUCUGUCGUGGAUACGACAUCGACGCUUUCCAAAAUGGACUAG
Messenger RNA from Aspergillus nomiae NRRL 13137, 1494 nucleotides. RefSeq names its product arylsulfotransferase family protein. Bases 1 to 1494 code for a protein of 497 amino acids. NCBI's taxonomy places the organism in Eukaryota, Fungi, Ascomycota, Eurotiomycetes, Eurotiales, Aspergillaceae. The record is from RefSeq and is a predicted model, not a curated record. The transcript is spliced from 2 exons.